This is a messenger RNA of Sclerotinia sclerotiorum 1980 UF-70, 465 nucleotides long. RefSeq lists its product as hypothetical. The transcript has a single exon. Lineage: Eukaryota; Fungi; Ascomycota; Leotiomycetes; Helotiales; Sclerotiniaceae. The record is from RefSeq and is a predicted model, not a curated record. Bases 1 to 465 code for a protein of 154 amino acids.
AUGACAACCCGAUACCAAGUCACCGAACCUCACCCCCACGUCGCUACAUCCUCAUUCAUCCAUUCCGGACGAGGAGGAGCAGGAAACACAUUCAAAGCACCCAAGACCACUGAAGGCAGCACGGCCCACGGACCCGCCUCACUCUUCUCCCGCGGUCUUCCCCAAACCUCAUCUAAAUUCAGCAGCGGCCGCGGCGGCGCAGGAAACAUCCUCCCUUCAUCAAAGAAAGCACCAUUUUCCUUCGACGAAGAACUCGAACGACAAAGCACUCGCGAGAAGAAGAUGAGCGAAGGAGGCAUGUGGCACGUCGGUCGAGGCGGUGCAGGAAACUAUGCUAGUGGAAGGCCAGCUAGUGAACGUAAGAGUUCGACAAGCUCGGAGGAUAGCGAUGGGAGUAUUAGGACUGUGAGGAGUGGGGGAUUUUUAGAACGUUGGACUUCGAGAUCUUCUUCUGUGAGAUCAUAA